Trematomus bernacchii (emerald rockcod) is the source of this 5794-nucleotide messenger RNA. Its product is annotated as protein furry homolog-like. Lineage: Eukaryota; Metazoa; Chordata; Actinopteri; Perciformes; Nototheniidae. The record is from RefSeq and is a predicted model, not a curated record. Gene Ontology annotation, cellular component: cell cortex; site of polarized growth. Gene Ontology annotation, biological process: cell morphogenesis; neuron projection development.
CACACACAUUGCAACAUGUUUGUUUUCAGUGAAGUUUGUCAGUAGAAGCAGAGACAGGUAGUGCCUCUCAGGUGUGUGUGUUUGUAGUUUUUAUGGCAUGGCGCGGGAUACAGGAGUAGUGAAGCACAGUCUUGAGGAUAAUGGAGUUUCUGAAGAGCCUGGUACCGGGCAGCAUGUCAGGGGAAAGCCCAGGUGAUCAUGGGGGGGUUCUGCCCCGGGACUCGGGCCCCCGGCUGCUGCGUAUGAAGCGCCUGAGCCUGCUCUCCAUGGGGCAAACCAUCGAGGAGGAUGGGGCAAACCAUCGAGGAGGAUGGGGGCAUCCGGGGUCCAGGAGCCCAACACGCCUCAAAGGAAACAUCCGUCAUGUUAGGAAAUUCUUCUUUUUUGGUCCUGCUCGCGCUGGCAGGGGUCAGCACGCCUCUGCCCCCGUCAGCAGUGUGAGUAGACGGCGCCCCCCCCCCUCGGUGCCCCCGCUCCUCUGGGAGAAACACAGCAACGCAGCCGCCAUGUCGAGCAUCACCAUCGACCCCGAGCUGAAGCCCGGAGAGUUCGUCAUCAAGAGUCUGUUCGCCGAGUUCGCCGUGCUGGCGGAGAAAAAGAUCGAUAUGGUGAUGGCCGAGCCGCUGGAGAAGCCUCUGUCCCGCUCGCUGCAGAGAGGGGAAGACGCUCAGUUUGAUCAGUUAAUCAGCUCUAUGAGCUCCAUAGCAGAGCACUGCCUGCCCUCUCUGCUCAGGACUCUGUUCGACUGGUACAGGAGGCAGAGCGGCACGGAGGACGAGUCCUACGAGUACAGACCCAGGUCCAGCACCAAGUCCAAGGGAGACGAGCUGCAUCGGGACAAAGACUUCCUGCUGGAGCGGAGGGAUUUAGCCAUAGAUUUCAUUUUUUGUUUAGUGUCUGUAGAAGUUCUGAAACAGAUUCCUCUUCACCCAGUGCCAGAUGUUCUCGUACAUGAAGUCCUCCACCUGGCGUUCAAGCACUUUAAACACAAAGAGGGGUACUGCGGCCCCAACACUGGGAAUGUUCACAUCAUCGCAGACCUUUACGCCGAGGUCAUUGGAAUCCUCACUCAGUCAAAGUUCCAGGCGGUGAGGAAGAAGUUCAUCACGGAGCUGAAGGAGCUGCGUCAGAAGGAGCAGAGUCCGUACGUGGUGCAGAGCAUCAUCAGCCUCAUCAUGGGCAUGAAGUUCUUCAGGGUCAAGAUGUACCCGGUGGAGGAGUUCGAGGCCUCCUUCCAGUUCAUGCAGGAGUGUGCGCAGUACUUCCUGGAGGUGAAGGAUAAGGACAUAAAGCACGCUCUCGCUGGCCUCUUUGUGGAGAUCCUCAUCCCGGUGGCAGCGGCGGUGAAGAACGAGGUGAACGUGCCGUGCCUGAAGAACUUCGUGGAGAUGUUGUACCAGACGACCUUCGACCUGAGCUCCAGAAAGAAGCACUCGCUGGCUCUGUACCCGCUGGUGACCUGCCUCCUGUGUGUCAGUCAGAAGCAGUUCUUCCUCAACAACUGGCACAUCUUCUUGCAGAACUGCCUGUCGCACCUUAAGAUGCCGUCUAACAACAGCAUCCGAAAGCAGAUCGAGACGCUGCAGAACAAAGACCCCAAAAUGUCGCGCGUGGCUCUGGAGUCUCUGUACCGACUGCUGUGGGUCUACAUCAUCAGGAUCAAGUGUGAGAGCAACACCGUCACACAGAGUCGUCUGCUCAGCAUCGUCUCGGCUCUGUUCCCUAAAGGCUCUCGCAGCGUCGUUCCCAGAGACACUCCGCUCAACAUCUUCGUCAAGAUCAUCCAGUUCAUCGCUCAGGAGAGGCUGGACUUUGCCAUGAAGGAGAUCAUCUACGACCUGCUGUGUGUGGGCAAAUCCCACAAAACCUUCACCAUCAACCCCGAGAGGAUGAACAUCGGGCUGAGGGCCUUCCUGGUGGUCGCUGACUCUCUGCAGCAGAAAGACGGAGAGCCUCCGAUGCCGACGACGGGCAUCAUCAUGCCGUCAGGAAACACGCUGCGGGUGAAGAAGAUCUUCCUGAACACCACGCUCACCGACGAGGAGGCCAAGGGCAUCGGCAUGUCUCUGUACUACCCUCAGAUGAGGAAGGCUCUGGAUAACAUCCUGAGACACCUGGACAAAGAGGUGGGCCGCUCCAUGAGCAUGACCAACGUGCAGAUGUCCAACAAGGAGCCGGAGGACAUGAUCACGGGGGAGAGGAAGCCCAAGAUCGACCUCUUCAGGACCUGUGUGGCCGCCAUCCCCCGACUCAUCCCCGACGGCAUGAGCAGGCAGGACCUCAUCGAGCUGCUCGCCAAACUCACCAUCCAUAUGGACGAGGAGCUGCGGGGUCUGGCCUUCACCACGCUCCAGGCUCUCAUGGUGGACUUCCCCGAGUGGCGUGAGGACGUUCUGUCGGGCUUCGUGUACUUCAUCGUGCGGGAGGUGACGGACGUUCACCCCACGCUGCUGGACAACGCCGUGAAGAUGCUGCUGCAGCUCAUCAGCCAAUGGAGGCAGGCGGUGCAGAGCAGCAACAAGAGCCACGACACAGCGGGCCCUGCCAGCGGCCCCUCUCUCCUCUCCGUGCUCCACCUGGUGGAGGCUCUCUCUCUGGUGGUGCUGUGCAGCUGUCGCCCGGCAACACGCCGCCUGGCCGUCAACGUGCUGAAGGAAGUCCGCGCGCUGCACACCGCCCUGGGCAUCGGGAAGGGGGACGAGGAGCUGGCCAUCGAUGUGAUGGACAGACUGAGUGCGUCGGUGUUGGAGAGCUUCAUCCAUCUCACAGGAGCCGACCAGUCGUCCCUGCUGUACUGCCCCAGCGGCAUCGACCUGCAGACGCUGGCUGAGUGGAGCUCGUCUCCCAUCAGCCACCAGUUUGACGUGGUGAGCCCCUCCCACAUCUGGGUGUUUGCCCAUGUGACUCAGGGCCAGGACCCCUGGGUGAUCAGCUUCUCCAGCUUCCUGCGGGGGGACAACCUGCCCAAACACUGCCCCUCCGCCCUCAACUACGCCUGGAUGUUCGCCUACACCCGCCUGCAGCUGCUCUCCCCACAGGUCGACAUCAACAGCCCCAUCAAUGCUAAGAAGCUGAACAGUGUGAGCAGCAGCGACUCGUACGUGGGUCUGUGGAGGAACUACCUGAUCCUGUGCUGCAGCUGCGCCUCCUCCUCCUCUUCCUCCUGCUCCUCUGCCUCCUCCUCCACCUCCGGGUCCGUGCGCUGCUCCCCCCCCGAGACGCUGGCGUCCACGCCGGACAGCGGCUACAGCUACGACUCUAAGAUAGUGGGCUCCCCCUCCCCCUCCUCCCUGUUUAAGCACAUUGUCCCCAUGAUGCGCUCGGAGAGUAUGGACGUCACGGAGUCUCUGGUGCUCGGGCUCGGCAGGACCAACCCCUUGGCCUUCAGAGAGUUGAUAGAGGAGCUGAACCCCAUCAUCAAAGAAGCUUUAGAGAGGAGGCCUGAGAACAUGAAGCGGCGCCGGCGCCGGGACGUUCUCCGGGUCCAGCUGGUCCGGAUCUUCGAGCUGCUCGCUGACGCUGGAGUCGUCAGUCAGAUAGCCAGCGGGGGUCUGGAUGCAGAGAGCCACUCUCUGAACGGAGCGCUGCUGGAGUACGUGGAUCUGACCCGGCAGCUGCUGGAGGCCGAGAACGACAAAGACUCAGACACCCUGAAGGACAUCCGCUGCCACUUCAGCGCGCUGGUGGCCAACAUCAUCCAGAACGUCCCCGUGCACCAGAGGAGGACCAUCUUCCCGCAGCAGUCCCUCAGACACAGUCUGUUCAUGCUGUUCAGCCACUGGGCCGGACCCUUCAGCAUCAUGUUCACUCCUCUGGACCGAUACAGCGACCGCAACAUGCAGAUCAACCGCCACCAGUACUGCGCUCUCAAGGCGAUGUCUGCGGUGCUGUGCUGCGGUCCUGUCGCUGACAACGUGGGUCUCUCUUCUGAUGGAUACCUCUACAAGUGGCUCGACAACAUCCUGGACUCUCAGGACAAGAAGGUGCACCAGCUGGGCUGCGAGGCGGUGAUGCUGCUCCUGGAGCUGAACCCAGAUCAGAGUAACUUGAUGUUCUGGGCCGUGGACCGCUGCUACACCGGGGCCCGCCGUGUGGCUGCAGGCUGCUUCAGGGCCAUCGCUAACGUGUUCCACAACAGGGAUUACCAGUUUGACACGGUGGUGCUUCUGAACCUGAUCCUGUUCAAAGCUGCUGAUUCUUCCAGAGACAUCUACGAGGCGGCCAUGCAGCUGCUGCAGAUCUUGGAGCCGAAGCUCUUCAGGUACGCCCACAAACUGGAGAUCCAGAGAGGCGACGGCAUCCUGACCCCCCCCUCCCCGCUGCCUCACCUCUACUCCGUCUCCUACUACCAGCUGUCAGAGGAACUCGCCCGGACCUAUCCCGAGCUCACGCUGCCCAUCUUCUCAGAGGUGAGUCAGCGGAUCCAGACAGCGCACCCUGGUGGCCGGCAGGUGAUGCUGCACUACCUGCUGCCGUGGAUGAACAACGUGGAGCUGGUGGAUCUGAAGCCCACCACGAGGCGGGCGGAGGAGGGCGGCAGCGCUGAGGAAGAGGAAGAGGAGCGUGAGACGAUGAUGGUGAACAGCCGGCGCUGGCUGAGAGGAGAAGGCUGGGGUUCACCUCGAGCGACCACCAUGGUGCUCAACAACCUCAUGUUCAUGACCGCCAAGUACGGGGAUGAGUUCGCCUGGUCGGAGAUCGAGAACGUUUGGACCACGUUAGCCGACAGCUGGCCGAAGAACCUGAAGAUCAUCCUGCACUUCCUCACCAGCAUGUCGGGGGUCAGCAGCGACCCCAGCCUCCUGCUAUACGUGAAGCGUGUGGUGGUGUAUCUGGGUCGGGAUAAGACCAUGCAGCUGCUGGAGGAGCUGAUGUUUGAGCUGGAGAGCACGGAGCCUGUUAGCUCAGCCGUCACUCACAUGGACAACCCUCCAUACUACCGCAUCACCUCCAGCUACAAGAUCCCCUCCGUCACCACAGGAACGACCUCCAGCAGCAACACCAUGGUGCCCAACACCGAAGGGCAUCACGACGUAAAGCUGAAAGACCCCAACAUGGAGGAAAGUUACACCCACCUGGACAUCUACAGCGGUCUGAACAGUAAUCUGAACCGGCAGCACCACCGCCUGGAGUCUCGAUACAGCAGCAGCUCCGGAGGGUCCUACGAGGAGGAGAAGAGUGACUCCAUGCCGCUGUAUGCUAACUGGCGUCUGAAGGUGAUGGACCACAACCGGCCCGAGCCUCUUCCCUUCCCCCCCACCGGAGGCUGCUGGUCUCCUCUGGUGGACUACCUGCCGGAGACCAACGCCCCCGGGGUGCCGCUGCACAGGUGUAACAUCGCAGUGAUCCUCCUCACAGACCUCAUCGUGGACCACGGGGUGAAAGUGGAGUGGAACGCCUACCUGCACCUCCUGCUGCACGCCAUCUUUAUAGGGUUUGACCACCAGCACCCCGAGGUGUACGAGCACUGUAAGCGCCUGCUGCUCCACCUGCUGGUGGUUCAGGGAGCUAACAGCAGUGUGCAGUCAGUGGCCAUGGUGCUGCUGAGGAACAGAGACUACAACGAGCCCAGAGUCCUCACCGUGAAGCCCCCCGCCCCCGACAUCAACCUCACAGGCGUGCAGGAGCUGCUCCCCUCCCCCAUGACAGGCUCCGGCCUCAGCUCCUCCUCCACCUCCUCCGGCCUCGGGGUGGGGGGGGUGACGCACCUCGCCCCCCCGCUGAUCAGCGAGGUCGACGCUUCUGCAGAACAAGACGAGAAAGUCAAAGCUCUCAUCGAGUUCAUCACGUCCAG